UUCGCAGUGAUGGAAGUGAUGCAUUACUGCGUAAAUGAAGUAUGUAGCAAACGGAUCGCAUUCUUCUAGUGUAGUUUGUUUGUAAAGGAGCAGUGAUACAACGUCAAGAGAUCUACCUGUUGUUGAUACCAUUGUCACUAACACUCAUUCAUAGAUUAUUCAAAAGUCUUCAUGAUCCGAAAGAGUACCAUCAGUCGUCACGCUACCUGCAAAUUGAUCAAAUCGUCCAAGAAUGAUUGUACAUCUUGUUUCACUUGUUUGGAUUUUACUGAUUAUCCAGUCCGGAAAAACCCAAGAUUUUGAAAUAUUCGAAGCGUCACACGUGGCUUUGAUCGGAUGGACCAGACCAGAAGAUGGCUCGAUUAAGUUUGAUUGCACCGGAUCGUAUUUGGGAAGCAACGUUAUAAUGACCGGGGCUCGUUGUUUAGAACGAAAUGGAAUACGUGCAGAUGUCGUGCGACUUGGCGCAGCCAUUGGAUCUCCGCGAGAUUUCCACAUCCAGAAUGUGACCGUCCAUUAUCGCUAUCAGGCGGAAUAUUAUUAUCACAACAUGGCAAUCAUAUUUCUCACGGAGUACCCUCGGAAAGUGUCCGAUAAAUUCAAACCGGCCUGCAUUCUUUCUACAUUGCCCACGGCUGGAAGCAACGUGUAUUUGAUUGGCCGAAAUGCGGAAGGUGUUUUCCAGAAGACCCAUGUGGAACUGGUGAACUCAGAUAAAUGUCACGAGUUUUAUAGUCCUACAAAAAAGUUCAAAUACGGAGCCCUUCUGGUUUGCUGUAUGUGCGCUCGCAAUAUGACGACAACCAAGUGUGCAAGUGAACUCUCGGCCCCGCUUCAGAUGAUUAUGGAAAAACGUGGCAAACGAGUUCCCUUUCUUGUUGGACAGAAGACGAUUGGACGCUCGUGUGGCUCCAAAACGCCAGGGAUAUACACCAGGCUGAGCUCAGAUGGACACUUCCCAUGGAUUUCGACAGUAGCUGAAAUCAAUUUUAAAGACCAUGAUGCAUGCAUUGAACGCUAUUGAAGUAGACAUGCGUGAAUCGAUAUUUCCAUGACCAUGAUAAUAUUAAGUGAAGUGAAUAUACUCUAAUCGGAACUAACGGGACUAACACACAUAAAUAUAUUUUAUCACGUCGAAACAAAUAUUAACAUUACUAAAAAUGCAUUGAAAGUGUAUUGUAAAAUUAAAACCAGAAAAUGACGCAUGUUUUCGUUGUUGUGAAA
Messenger RNA from Toxorhynchites rutilus septentrionalis, 1224 nucleotides. Its product is annotated as serine protease Hayan-like. The record is from RefSeq and is a predicted model, not a curated record. Bases 233 to 1024 code for a protein of 263 amino acids. Gene Ontology annotation, biological process: proteolysis. Gene Ontology annotation, molecular function: serine-type endopeptidase activity. The transcript has 4 exons. NCBI's taxonomy places the organism in Eukaryota, Metazoa, Arthropoda, Insecta, Diptera, Culicidae.